CAGCCGAUACUGUUGAUUUUCUGCAAACAGGGCUCACCUAUUACUAAAAUCUCCAAUCCCCAUGCUCCAGCAGCAGACAAAAAAAUUAGCACCACAUUGAUAAAUGCAUAUCACCGACUGACUGAUACAUAUAUUUUUUUCCUGCAGCAUCUAUCUGGCGUCAUCAUCAGGCGCCCGUAUUUACUUCUGGUCCAGUUAGUUGCUGCUGAUGCCUGCUGCGAUGGAAGUAAACAGGGACGAAGCGGAGCGCUGCAUUGACAUUGCAGCGGCCGCCUUAACCAACCAACAGCCGGACAAGGCGCAGAGGUUCCUGGAGAAGGCGCAGAGGCUCUUCCCGACAGAGAAAGCCAAAGUAUUGCUGGAUGUAAUAGCAAAGAAUGGAUUUACACCCAGACAAGAUAUCCAUUCAGACUUCAGCGGGGUGUCGGAGCCUCGACAACGGCAGAACAUAAAGGAGAACGCCAGACCUGAAGAAAAGCCUGCAGAGUCUUCAAAAUCCUACAUGGCUGAUCAGCUAGAAGCUGUGAGGAGGAUAAAACAAUGUAAAGACUUUUACGAAAUUCUCGGGGUGUCAAAAGAUGCCUCAGAGGAUGAACUGAAGAGAUCGUACAGAAAACUUGCUUUGAAAUUCCAUCCAGAUAAGAACAGCGCUCCUGGGGCAACAGAAGCGUUUAAAGCUAUUGGCAACGCGUACGCUGUUCUGAGCAAUGUUAACAAAAGGAGACAGUACGAUCAGUGUGAGGAAGAGAGAAGACAUCCUUCCAGACACGGCCCAGACAAUGGAAACUUUGAGCCGGAUAUUUCACCUGAAGAGCUCUUUAAUAUGUUCUUUGGAGGAGGCUAUCCAUCAAGCCAUGCUCACGUAUACAAUAAUGGACGGAUGCGUUACCAAAGGCGGGAGAGAAGAGAGCGACAGCAAGAUGGAGGUCUCGCCCUCUUUGUGCAAGUCAUGCCCAUCCUCAUCCUGGUUAUUGUGUCAGCUCUCAGUCAAAUAAUGGUCAACAGCCCCUCCUACAGCCUCAGCUUCAGGCCGUCAGCAGGUUACUCACAGAAGAGGCUGACUGAGAACUUGAAGGUGCCAUAUUAUGUGGGGGAGCAUUUCUCCAAAGAAUUCACUGGUGUGAAUCUGAAAAAUCUGGAGCGGACGGUGGAGGAUGAUUAUAUUUCCAACCUUCGCAACAACUGCUGGAAAGAGAAACAGCAAAAGGAAGGAAUGCUAUACAGAGCUCGCUAUUUUGGGGACAGCGAUCUAUACCAAAGAGCACAGAGGGCUCGCACACCAAGCUGCGCCAAGUUGUCCGAGAUCACAGCUUCUUUACAUGGAUGAAAAUGCUUUCAUGAUUCAAAGUUUCCAGAAUCACUACAAAAGAUUACCAGUAAUUUAUUAAGAUGCAUUUCUACAAUCUGGAGGCUGAAGAUGACUCAACAAGGAGCAGACCAGCACCACUCGUCACCAAACAGAUCACACAAACUAACUCAAACAAUUUCUGUGGAAGUCUAGUAUGUGGUAAAAAGAUAUAGCGUUAAUAUAGUGUAUUAGAAUGGAAAUGGUACUUAAAAUAGCUUGCUAUCCUCAAAAAAUGUGGGUUUGAAAAACUUUAGGUCACUUGCGCAACUCUGGUUCUCAGAAAAGCAUUUGUUUCGAUGGCUCACUAUGCGAUGCUCCUCCUUGGGUAUUCCUCAGAAAUAUUUAUUUCAUUAUGCCUAUCCUGACUGGCUGAUGAUCGUAAGAAACGUGUCAUUCAGAACCAACCACCCUUAAGUAGCUUGCACAAAUAAGCUAUCUUUAUUCAAGAUGAGCUAGGCAGCUAGCACCCAGUUAGCUAACAUUCCUGUCUGUGGACAGUAAAACUGGCUAGCCUGUAUUGCAGGUUGAGAGACUGCAUAGUAGAGGUGAAUGAUACAAAUAUCGAAUGUAUCGAUAUCAACACUGUGGUAUUGGAUCGAUACUAGUAUGAUGGGAUUCAUACUUUGUUUCUAUCCUCUAAGUUUGGUAUGUAUCCCACUGAAUUGUGUUAAAUGAAUUCUUUUGUUUGUGUAUUUUUCCAUUACAAAAAAUACCAUAGUAUAAAAACGAAACUAUUUUUUUGUGGGGACUGUUACAUCUAUUUUAUUUAUAGCCUAUAGCACAUUUAAACAACAGAAGUUGACCCAAAGUACUUAAGAGAUAGGCACAUAUACACUCCAGAUCUUCCAAAAACCCUGUUACAUGAAAUACAUGAAAAACUGGAAGUUGUGUUGACAAAUUAUUGUGGAAAUAAAAAUCAUAGUGAUUUGUGGUCAUGAAAACAUGUUUAGAAUAUGCUAAUUUGAUGAUAAUGUGAUCACCAAUCAAUUAGGAUUGGCAUAAUGGUGCUGAGUACACAGGGAGGCGCAUUCCAUGUCUAAACGUCAAAACAAAUUCUAAGAAUGAGAACCUCCAAGCACUAAAGAAAGAACAUAAAGAACACUUUAUAUUUGUUUUGGGGGGAAUGCAGUAUGAAAACUGACCAUACUUAAGUUAUAUGUAGUCAUAUGGAUGUUAUUUAUGUAGCAAUAUAACAGAUGCCACAUUGAAUGCCAUCUCCUUGAUUUUAUGCUGUAAUUCAAUGGAGAAAAGUUUGAGGGGUUUUGAUUUUAGAUGCACAUUCUCAGACUAUGCAGUAGUAAUCUAAUAUGUCAAAUGUCUAGGCUUUUUAGACACUUGAACACCUGAAAUUUGUCUUCUUCUGCUGUGUGUGUGAGAUAGCCACUAGGACAUGUCCCUGUCACUUUACCUCCUUUAAAUGUAUUAAGGGCAAACAUGUAGUACAACUUCACAAUAAAUGCCAUGAGAAUGAGACGUGGUGAUCCACAAAAUGAGACUUUAACCAGUUCAAGUUGGGAACUGUCACGUCUCUGCUCAAUCUGUCGGAAAAAGCCAUUUUUUGUCUCCGUUUUUAAGUUUAUAGUAUGCUACUUAUUCUUUGUAUUAUUUCUUGGAGAAAUAGAUUAUAAAGAGAGGAUAAGAAAACCAUACAGAUCUUGUUCACUUUGUUUUUCCACCAUGUUUUUAAUUCUAGAUGAAAAUAAACAUGGUUGCUCAAACGUGCUAAGUGUGACUCUCUGCUUUGAACAGAACAGGCACAGUAUGGGAGACAAAAGCUCAGUCAGCGCAUUUGGCACGUACAGUGUGCCGGCCGGCUUACAGAGACAGGGAACUAGAGACAUGGCUGCAUGCACGUUCAGCUCUUCAGUGACGUGCAAAAUGUGCCUGGCAGGAUGUGCAGCGUCACAUUCUUUCAGCACAAACACACUCAGCUGUUUUUUUUUUUGCAGACUGCAGAUGCUGCACCUCUGAUUCAUGACUUU
Molecule: messenger RNA, 3330 nt
Organism: Neolamprologus brichardi
Lineage: Eukaryota; Metazoa; Chordata; Actinopteri; Cichliformes; Cichlidae
Gene: dnajb12b
Product: DnaJ heat shock protein family (Hsp40) member B12b
Biological process (GO): cellular response to misfolded protein
Cellular component (GO): endoplasmic reticulum membrane
Molecular function (GO): Hsp70 protein binding
Source: RefSeq, a predicted model, not a curated record